AUGGCGAUUCAUUAUUCAUCCACUCCUCGUUGUUGCAUGCCACCGCUGCAUCGCACUUGGGCCUCUCGAUCGGUUCUCGCGCCCUCGAUCUUCUUCCGCACUUCCACCCUCAGGCUCGUCUCCGUUCGGUCCCAGGCCUCGGGCUCGGACCACAUCGGUUCAGCCAAGAAACACUCUCGUGCUUCUGUGGGGUUAUCAUCUUCUUCGUCGUCUGUGAUCGAUUUUCUCACUCUCUGCCACCGCCUUAAGACCACAAAAAGGAAAGGAUGGGUUAAUCAUGGGAUAAAAGGUGCUGAAUCGAUUGCUGAUCAUAUGUACCGCAUGGCUUUAAUGGCAUUGAUUGCUGGUGAUGUUCCGGGAUUGAAUAGAGAAAGAUGUAUUAAAAUAGCACUCGUGCAUGAUAUUGCAGAAGCUAUUGUAGGAGAUAUAACACCGGCUGAUGGUGUGCCCAAGGCUGAAAAGAGCAGAAGGGAGCUGGAAGCUUUGAACAAAAUGUGCGAACUUCUUGGUGGAGGGAUGAGAG
Molecule: messenger RNA, 523 nt
Organism: Sphenostylis stenocarpa
Lineage: Eukaryota; Viridiplantae; Streptophyta; Magnoliopsida; Fabales; Fabaceae
Source: the annotation of a GenBank genome assembly